Tinamus guttatus (white-throated tinamou) is the source of this 981-nucleotide messenger RNA. It is a transcript of the gene P2RY6, whose product is annotated as pyrimidinergic receptor P2Y6. Gene Ontology annotation, molecular function: G protein-coupled UTP receptor activity; G protein-coupled ADP receptor activity; G protein-coupled UDP receptor activity. Lineage: Eukaryota; Metazoa; Chordata; Aves; Tinamiformes; Tinamidae. Gene Ontology annotation, cellular component: plasma membrane. The record is from RefSeq and is a predicted model, not a curated record. Gene Ontology annotation, biological process: cellular response to pyrimidine ribonucleotide; phospholipase C-activating G protein-coupled receptor signaling pathway.
AUGGAGAACGUGACGGCCGCCCGCAACUCGUGCACCUUCCACGAGGAGUUCAAGCAGGUGCUGCUGCCCCUGGUCUACUCGGCCGUGUUCAUGCUGGGGCUGCCGCUCAACGCCGUGGUCAUCGGGCAGAUCUGGCUGUCCCGCGAGGGGCUCACGCGCACCAUGAUCUACAUGCUCAACCUGGCCACGGCCGACCUGCUCUACGUGUGCUCCCUGCCGCUCCUCAUCUACAACUACACGCAGAAGGACUACUGGCCCUUCGGGGACUUCGCCUGCAAGCUCGUCCGCUUCCAGUUCUACACCAACCUGCACGGCAGCAUCCUCUUCCUCACAUGCAUCAGCGUCCAGCGGUACCUGGGUAUCUGCCACCCCUUGGCCUCCUGGCACAAGAAGAAGGGCAAGCGGUUCACGUGGCUGGUGUGCGCCGUGGUGUGGCUCCUGGUCAUCGCGCAGUGCUUGCCCACCUUCGUCUUCGCCGCCACGGGCACGCAGAGGAACCGCACGGUGUGCUACGACCUGAGCCCGCCGGACCGCUCCGCCAGCUACUUCCCCUACGGCAUCACGUUGACCAUCACGGGCUUCCUGCUGCCCUUCGCGGCCAUCCUGGCCUGCUACUGCAGCAUGGCCAGGAUCCUGUGCCAGAAGGACGAGCUCAUCGGGCUGGCCGUGCGCAAGAAGAAGGACAAGGCCAUCCGCAUGAUCGUCAUCGUGGUCCUCGUCUUCUCCGUCAGCUUCGUGCCCUUCCACAUCACCAAGAGCAUCUACCUGAUCGUCCGCUCCUCGCCCGGCCUGCCCUGCCCGGCCCUGCAGGCCUUCGCCAUCGCCUACAAGUGCACGCGGCCCUUCGCCAGCAUGAACAGCGUCCUCGACCCCAUCCUCUUCUACUUCACGCAGCGCAAGUUCCGCGAGAGCACCCGCUACCUGCUGGACAAGGUGAGCUCCAAGUGGAGGAACGACCACUGCGUCAACUACGGCUCGUAG